Stegastes partitus (bicolor damselfish) is the source of this 1520-nucleotide messenger RNA. RefSeq names its product transcription factor 4-like. Gene Ontology annotation, molecular function: DNA-binding transcription factor activity, RNA polymerase II-specific; RNA polymerase II cis-regulatory region sequence-specific DNA binding. Gene Ontology annotation, biological process: regulation of transcription by RNA polymerase II. NCBI's taxonomy places the organism in Eukaryota, Metazoa, Chordata, Actinopteri, Pomacentridae. The record is from RefSeq and is a predicted model, not a curated record. Gene Ontology annotation, cellular component: transcription regulator complex; chromatin. The transcript has 7 exons. The annotation marks the transcript as partial.
CUCUGUUUGUUUGUUCUGCAGGUUUACGCUCCGUCUGCCAGUACAGCCGACUACAACAGGGACUCACCGGGAUACCCCUCCUCCAAACCUCCCAGCGCUGGAUUCCCCAGCUCCUUCUUCAUGCCAGAUGGUCACCACAGCGGCGAUCCCUGGAGCAGCAGCAGUAGCAGUAUGAGCCAGCAGGGUUACCACGGCAGCAUGCUGGCGGGCGGGAACUCGGCCCACAGCUCCGCCCAGAGCUCCUCCUACUGCGGGAUCCACCCCCACGACAGACUGAGUUACCCGUCGCACUCGUCUGCGGACAUCAGCUCCAGCCUUCCUCCCAUGUCCAGCUUCCACAGAGGGGCGAGCGGCAGCGGCGGAGGGGGCGGGGCCAAUCACUACAGCACCGCCUCCUGCACCGCCCCCACCAACGGCACAGACAGCAUCAUGGCUAACCGAGCGCAGAGCGGAGCAGCCAGCAGCUCCCAGACAGGAGACGCCUUAGGGAAAGCACUCGCAUCGAUCUACUCUCCGGACCACACGAACAACAGCUUCUCGUCCAAUCCGUCCACCCCAGUCGGCUCGCCGCCUUCCCUCACAGCUGCAAGUUCAGCCGUCUGGUCGAGGAACGGCGGACAGGGAGCGUCGUCGCCGAACUACGAGGCCCCGCUGCACUCUCUGCAAAGUCGUAUCGAGGACCGCCUGGAGCGUUUGGACGAUGCCAUCCACGUACUGCGGAGCCACGCGGUGGGACCGUCGACGGGUAUGACCAGCGGCCACGGCGACAUGCACAGCCUCAUCGGGGCGGCACAUACGCACAACGGCGCCAUGGGAGCUCUGAGCAGCGGCUACGGGACGGGCCUGCUAUCGGCCAACAGACACUCCCUCAUGGUAGGUCGAUGUUUUAACGCUGCGCAGAUGGUCCGGGUGGGUUUUUAAAAGAAAACAUGCACCGGCGAGUCCAGAAACGAUCGUAAAAUACUGGUUAAAUAAGACAAGAUAAAGGUUUUUGAUCCGGAUCCAGCGCGACUGAGGGAGUACAGCAAUGAUUCUUGGAGCUUCAAAGCGCUUCGUGGCACGUUGCUUUAAAACCACGUUUGUAAUCAGAGGCAAACGGUGCUUUACCGGGUCGUUUGUCUUGUGGAUUGAAAUUAACCCUAAAAUUAGUCUAUAUUGUUCAUUUCUGACUAAUUACCACCUGGAAAACGAGAGCAUCUUGAAACAAAAAGUGAAUUGUGAACUCAAAAAAAAAAAAAAACAAGCCGGAGAGGAGAGUUUUAAAUUAAGAGACGGCGGUAAUGUUUUCCACAUUCGAGGCUUUUUUAGUCAACUUCAAACAAUAAACAUAAAGAAGCAAACAGCUGUGUGACAUAAGGAGAUGUAGGAGGGCGACAUUAUGAAAUACAGCGUGCAGAGUAAACACAUCCAGAUGCCUCCACAUGUUCAGGCAGACCUGCAGCCUGAAACUGUGACUUAGACGAGCUGCUCUCUGACUGGUCCAUCAGCGCUAAUGACAUGUGGAGCGUUUCCAUCCUGCA